Nematolebias whitei (Rio pearlfish) is the source of this 2281-nucleotide messenger RNA. RefSeq names its product palmitoyltransferase ZDHHC14. The transcript is spliced from 10 exons. Gene Ontology annotation, biological process: peptidyl-L-cysteine S-palmitoylation; protein targeting to membrane. Gene Ontology annotation, molecular function: protein-cysteine S-palmitoyltransferase activity. Gene Ontology annotation, cellular component: Golgi apparatus; endoplasmic reticulum. Bases 523 to 2049 code for a protein of 508 amino acids. NCBI's taxonomy places the organism in Eukaryota, Metazoa, Chordata, Actinopteri, Cyprinodontiformes, Rivulidae. The record is from RefSeq and is a predicted model, not a curated record.
UGUUGUUUGCGAGGCUGCGUGUGGACGGGAGUGACGGACUGCUGGCCCUGCCAGCGCUCUGGAAAGCGGCAACUUUUUUCCCCCCCGGAUGCGAGGCUGAACGGUGGACGUUUGAGAGCAUGACACGUCGGUGAUGCCUGUGAACGCUCGGCCGUAUGGCUGUAAGGUCCUGCUCGGCUUGUGUUGUGCGCAAAGACUCGUACAUUAGUCUCUGAUUGACGGCCAGCCGAGCCAGGAUGCUGGAGCUCGCCUGAGACGUGCGUGCUUUCUCUGGAUUUCCCUUUUUUUUUUUUUUUCUCCACCGACCUCCUCAGCGACGAGAAUAUUUCUCAGUUCACCCAUAAACUUCCAAAAAAAAAAAAAAAAUGGUCUCCUUCGCUUUGGCUCGUAACAAACCCGGAUAACGACGGGAGCAGCGACGCGACGACACCCCUGAAACGACGAGCAGCGUCCCCCACCCUCGAAACUCGCCAGCCUUUGGGUUUAUUCAGCUCUGGGAGUUUGUUUUCCCCUCUGCAAUUAAUGCAUCUUGGGGAAUCCAUGAGAGAGUGUGAGUACAGUCAAAUAAGUACUCGCAGCUCCACACCAAUGGAGACCCCAUACAAGAAAAGGACACUAAAGAAGAGGAAGUGGGAGGCCUUCCCUGGUCGAAACAAAUUUUACUGUGAUGGGAGGAUUAUGAUGGCCAAGCAGACAGGGGUGUUCUACCUCACCCUUGUCCUUAUCCUUGUAACAUGUGGACUUUUUUUCGUCUUUGAUUGUCGAUUCCUGGCAGAGCAGCUGACCCCGAUCAUCCCAGUUAUAGGAGGCGCGCUGUUUUUGUUUGUACUUGGAACUCUACUGAGGACCAGUUUCAGUGACCCUGGGGUGCUACCAAGGGCUACCCCUGAUGAAGCAGCUGACUUGGAGAGACAAAUUGAUGUGGCCAAUGGCAGCACAGGCUACAGGCCUCCUCCCAGGACCAAGGAGGUUGUCAUCAACGGCCAGACAGUCAAGCUGAAGUACUGCUUCACGUGCAAAAUAUUUAGACCGCCACGUGCCUCCCACUGCAGCCUCUGUGACAACUGUGUGGAGCGCUUUGACCACCACUGUCCCUGGGUGGGGAACUGUGUGGGAAGGAGGAACUACCGUUUCUUCUACAUGUUCAUCCUUUCGCUCUCCUUCCUCACCAUCUUCAUCUUCGCCUUUGUCAUCACGCACAUCAUUUUACUCUCACAUCAACGUGGGUUCCUCAGCGCACUCAAAGAAAGUCCUGCGAGUGUGCUGGAGGUGGUGGUGUGUUUCUUCUCCGUCUGGUCUAUAGUGGGCCUCUCAGGCUUCCAUACCUACCUGAUCAGCUCCAAUCAAACCACCAAUGAAGAUAUAAAAGGUUCGUGGUCUUCUAAAAGAGGGAAGGACAACUAUAACCCUUACAGCUACGGAAAUAUAUUCACCAACUGCUGUGCAGCACUUUGUGGACCCCUGCCACCAAGUCUCAUUGACAGACGAGGCUUUGUCAAAUCCGAUACGCCACAGAUGGCAGCGCCGAGCAACGGCAUCACCAUGUAUGGCGCCACCCAGUCCCAGCAAAGCCAUAUGUGUGACCAAGACCAGUGCAUUCAGAGCACCAAAUUCGUUUUGCAGGCCGCCGCCACACCCCUCCUCCAGCAGCAGAGCAGCGAGCCAGUCAUCUUAACCGCCUCCCCUGAAAACGGGGUGUCCUUACCCGGCCGAGCCUCCCUGGUUUUGGGCGGCCCCUGCACAUCGCUCCCGCUCGGCCAGCCCACCCCACCGACGUCCACCCCCAGCCUCAGCUGCCAUGAGGUCCCUGACAUGCUGCCAAUCCACGGACACAGCCACACACUAAACCACAGCCACCCACUCCAGGAACAGGUGGCUCACCACCACUAUCUCACCCCAGAGGAAGUGCCCUCACCGCCAGGUAUGCUUCCGUGCAGCAGCCCCAUGGGCCACAGCCACACCAUGCAGGCCAGUUUCUACAACCCUGCCAGCCAAGACUCACUACAUGAAGACUCAGUCAGGGGACUGGUGAAGCUCAGCUCUGUCUGACAAUGGGAUUUGUACACUUUUCAUCCCACUAAACCUCGUUCUGGAGAACUCUUGUGCUGCCUUGUUCUCAGCCGACUCCCCCUUGAACUACAGCUGCAGAACUGAGGUGGAAAUAAACUGAAUUCAAGUCAAAGUCAAACAAGUUCUCAGCCAUUGCUGCCAACCUUGUUCACUGGAACUGAGAGAGGCAGUUCCUGAUAUGUAAGACAACUCGGUGACACUUUUUUUUUUU